Messenger RNA from Vigna radiata var. radiata (mung bean), 1542 nucleotides. RefSeq names its product bifunctional L-3-cyanoalanine synthase/cysteine synthase D1. The record is from RefSeq and is a predicted model, not a curated record. NCBI's taxonomy places the organism in Eukaryota, Viridiplantae, Streptophyta, Magnoliopsida, Fabales, Fabaceae. Gene Ontology annotation, cellular component: cytoplasm. Bases 30 to 1088 code for a protein of 352 amino acids. Gene Ontology annotation, molecular function: cysteine synthase activity. The transcript has 12 exons.
UAUUAAUAAAACCAAGAUAAUCUAUUUUGAUGAACACCUUGUCCCACUCUGCUCAAACCCAAAGGGAUCAUUGGUUUUGUAUUUUCCUUUCUUGCAGACCUUCAACAAACAUGGAGCCAAAGUGUGCAAUCAAGAAAGAUGCUACUGAACUAAUAGGUAAUACCCCAAUGGUAUAUCUGAAUAACAUAGUGGAGGGAUGCGUGGCCCGCAUUGCUGCUAAGUUAGAAUCCAUGCAACCCUGCUUCAGUAUCAAAGAUAGGACAGCAUUUAGCAUGAUCAAAGAUGCUGAGGAAAAAGGUCUCAUUAUCCCGGGAAAGAGUGUUGUGGUGGAGGCUACGAGUGGGAACACCGGCAUUGGAAUGGCAUUCGUGGCAAUUUUGAAGGGAUACAAGGUAAUAGUUGCAAUGCCAGCUUCGGUGAGUCUGGAGAGAAAAAUUGUGCUUCUAGCCUUCGGAGCUGAGGUGCAUCUCACAGACCCUGCCAAAGGAACCGAUGAAGUUCUUAGGAAGGCAGAGGAGAUAGUGAAUAACACCCCCGGCAGUUACAUGCUGCGCCAGAUUGAUAAUCCUGCCAAUCCAAAAGUUCACUAUGAGAGUACUGGGCCUGAGAUAUGGAGAGACUCUGGAGGGAAAGUUGAUGCUUUGGUUGCAGGGGUAGGAACAGGGGGCACAAUAACGGGUGCUGGCAGAUUUCUCAAGGAGAGGAACCCCAAUGUCAAGUUGUACGGUGUAGAACCAGUUGAAAGUGCAGUUCUUAGUGGAGGACCGCCAGGUGAUCACCUAAUCCAAGGGAUUGGUAAUGGUCUCAUUCCGAAUGUACUGGAUGUUAAUCUUCUAGACGAAGUCAUCCAGAUAUCAAGUGUAGAAGCAAUAGAAACUGCUAAGCUGCUUGCUUUAAAAGAAGGUUUGUUGAUGGGAAUUUCAUCAGGUGCCGCAGCAGCCGCUGCCAUAAAAGUGGGGAAGAGACCUGAAAAUGCCGGAAAACUCAUCGUUUUCGCCAGGUUGUUGGAUUCAGUCACCCUGUUUCUGGGGGUGGGGUUGGAUUCAGAAAUCCUCCUUCCCUUAGAGAGGGACAGAAAUGCAAGAUAAACACAAGAAAACGGAGCUGUGCAGACAAGGGACUGCGACUUAAAAGAUAAACACCGGAAAGAAAAAAAAAAGACUCUUCAAACAGCUAAAGAAAACCUCCAAAAUGGGGAAGCUCUGACUGACACCAUGUGGAACAUAAAGGUGGUAUUUCCCAGUUAUGGAGAGCGUUAUUUGUCAUCACCAUUGUUCGAAUCCAUUAGGCAUGAAGCUGAACAAAUGACAUUUCAUUAAGAUAAUCUCCUAAGUAAUUCUGCUCUCUGAAUUUUAUGGUAUCAGAGUAUUUUUGUUUUUUGUGUAAUGAUCCUCUGUUCAUGAGGAUCCACCACUUGUUUGACUUCAAUAAUGCAAAAGAAUUUUGCAAGAGAAGCUACCGAUGAUCCCUUAUUCAGAACUAUUAGAAAUCUUCAUUUAUUUAACUUUGAACGCAUCUAAAAGGAAUAGAAAAUUAACAAAU